Eublepharis macularius is the source of this 1207-nucleotide messenger RNA. RefSeq names its product chromosome 13 C5orf52 homolog (gene C13H5orf52). Lineage: Eukaryota; Metazoa; Chordata; Lepidosauria; Squamata; Eublepharidae. The record is from RefSeq and is a predicted model, not a curated record. Bases 1 to 432 code for a protein of 143 amino acids. The transcript has 3 exons.
AUGGAAGGCAGGAAGGACGAGACCCCUCGGCCUGUGGUCACUUUCUUCCAGCCCCGGUCCAGCCAGGAGCUGGUGCUGUUCAGCUUGUUUGCAGGCCAUGAUGCAGCUGUGCGGAAGUUUUUACCAAAGAGCCAUGUUUCUAACGUGAUCAUUCGUGACAAUACCAGUGUUCAGCGUUUGCAGGAAAUUAAGCUAAGGCACUUGGACAACAGCCAAAGAAAAAACGUCAGUUACUAUGAACAGGUGAAGAAGAAGUUUGUGCAUGACCAACAGAACAAGAUGAAUCGUUGGAAGAAGCAGUAUAAUCGAUACCAGAGAAUGCUGGAGGAGAUUGACCAGAGAGCCAUUCAGGGAGCCAUCUCAAACAAUGCAGUGCUAACUGCCCAGAAGUCCUCUGUCCAUGAACAGAGAUCAAUCCUGAAGAAAAAAUAAGUACUUGUUUUGGGACGGUGUAUUAUGGCUGCACCUCCCACUGUGUAAAUAAUGGUGAUCAUACUCAGUUCCUCUCACUCUUUCUUGUUGGUUUCUCUCCUUAGGAAAGAGGGACUUAAAGGUAGACCAAAGCCAUUGCAGCGGUCAGGUCACUCUUUUGCUGCUCUUUUGCCACUUGAAUUGAGAUCAUUUUCAUAUUCAGAAAGUUUUACAGACUUUAUGGUCUCCAUGAUCCUGCUGGCCACUGUUAUUCCCUAUUUGAAGCUGGUUAAUAGAGGCUUUGAAAGUCUGAUGUCCAAGAUAAGCCCUUGGCCAAGAGGAAAAUGGAUCCAAGGUCUUUAUCAAAGCCUGACCCACAAAACAUUGGAUCAUGAGGAAGGUACUUUGGGACAUGCACUGAAAUUCUUUCCCAAGCUGUGUCUGAGUGAGGAAUUACUUUUUAAAAGACGACACAUUCAUAUCCUAUCUUUAGCUGGAUGUAUUAUGCAGCAGACAUGGGCAUUCAAAACAAUUAUUGCUAUCCAGUCCCCAGAACAACUGAUUUAUCUUAAUGUCGCUACAACUUUAACUCUAAAAACAAAAGCCACAUAGAUCAACCUAAAGAACUUGACAUCUCAUGCAAGCAGUUCUCGGAACAUUUCAUCAGGGGGGAGGUUAAAAAAGCAAAGGGUGGGGGAUGGGCUGUGGAAUCCAAAUUCUUUUUAAAAAAAUGUAUCCUGCUUUUCUCAGCACCUGCUGCCUGAGAUCAUGUUUCUGUUGAUGUCUGGACUGAUUU